AUGACGUCAAACAUCGCGGAGUCGGUGAAUGCUAUGUUUGAUGCUCAGAGAGAAUUUCUCAUUAUCGCUCUAUUUGAUGAAAUAAAAAGGCUAUUUGCACUUUUAUUUCACCAGAGGCGUAUGGAGCUGGUGAACUCCUCAAAUAGAUUUGUUCCCUCAAUUGAAAAAGACAUAUCAACGUAUGUCAACUCAGGCAACACGUUGUUGGCUCAUCAAAUUACAAACUACAAGUUCAGUGUCACUAGUCACAGUGAUGUUGCUAUGGUGGAUCUACCAAGAAGAACUUGCACUUGUAAAUUUUUUGACUUGGACAAAAUUUCUUGUCCACAUGGCAUGUCAGAGCUUCGAUCUCAAUAUGAUGUGGAUUUUGGAAAUCAGAUUUAUGAGUACUCAUCUACAUAUUAUUUAGUGGAAAAUUACAUAAUUGCAUAUUGUGAGGAAAUUCACCCGGUGCCACCAGAAGAUUCUUUGAAUGUCCCUUUGGAUAUCUUAGAGAGAGAAAUAUCUCCUCCAUAUGUUGAUAUAAGCAAACUUGGAAGAAGGAGAUAUAAGAGAUAG
This is a messenger RNA of Solanum verrucosum, 558 nucleotides long. RefSeq lists its product as uncharacterized. Gene Ontology annotation, molecular function: zinc ion binding. The transcript has a single exon. The coding region runs from base 1 to 558 and encodes 185 amino acids. Lineage: Eukaryota; Viridiplantae; Streptophyta; Magnoliopsida; Solanales; Solanaceae. The record is from RefSeq and is a predicted model, not a curated record.